Cooperia oncophora is the source of this 267-nucleotide messenger RNA. Lineage: Eukaryota; Metazoa; Nematoda; Chromadorea; Rhabditida; Trichostrongylidae. The record is from the annotation of a GenBank genome assembly.
AUGCGAGAGAAACAACGGGAAGCGGCACAAGAGGCUGAAAAUCAAACUAAAGCCAAGCAGAAGGAGAGUCGCGUCGCUUUGCGGGCGGCAAAGCAAAAGGAGGACAAGGACGGAGCUCUGGCAGAAGCCGUGGCUGGUGAUGAGCGUUUCAAGGCGCUAUUCACGGACAGUGCCUAUGCCAUCGAGCAAAGUUCUAAGAACUACAAGGGUUCGAAGUUAAUAGAGAAGCAAGUGUCCUUUCAAACGAAAAGCCGUGGAGCAAUCUGA